UUGGUCUAUUCUGAGGCUGGCAGAGCAAGACCCAGAUAUGGUGUAGUAUAACAGGAAAGAAACAAGAAACCUGUACAGCAUGGAGGGAGGCCUGUGUUGAAGUUAGAGGAGUAUACGACUAAGCAGUCACCGUGGAUUGUGGGAAGUGGAGGCGGAGGGCGACAUGCAGAAUGAGGCCCAGGGCCCGGCAGCCGCCAGCAUCAGUACGACUCCCAGUGUCACCACCAGCCUGGUCACUACUAGCAGCACUGGGAGGCCAACCCUGCCCCACAUCUCUGUCUACGCUGGGACCCCAGGUAGACAGACUGCUCAGGUGAUCCAACAGGCGCUCCACAGACAACCCAGCACGGCAGCCCAGUACCUGCAGCAGAUGUAUGCAGCCCAGCAGCAGCACCUCAUGCUUCAGACAGCAGCCCUCCAACAGCAGCAGCAGCAGCAGCAGCAGCAGCAGCAGCAGCAGCAGCUGAGCAACGCUCAGCUCCAGAGGCUAGCCGGUGUGCAACAGGUCCAUGCUACCAUAGUGACAGGAAGACAGAGCUCCAACCAGAAUUGGACCUCCUCUCACCAGACAUGUACCACACAGACCACUGUAAACCCGGCCACACCUCCAGCAGCGGCCCAGAUAAUCAACAGAGUCCAGAGUGUUAGCUCCACUCCCUCCUGUAUCCCCCAGCAGGCUGUGCUCCUAGGCAACGCCUCCAGCCUCGUCCUCACCGCCAGCCAAGCUCAGAUGUAUCUGCGGGCUCAGAUGCUCAUCUUCACCCCAACUGCAGCUGUUGCCACUGUCCAAUCAGCAGCCUCAUCCCAGUCUGCCACCAACCAACAGUCUGCUAGUGCACAGGUGCAGAACCUUGCCAUCUGUAGUCAGCAGGGGGCCCCCUCCUCCUCUCAGCUCCAGGGCCUUCAUCUCAAACCGAUGUCUGGAGGGGCCCAAGUCUCCCUGGCUGGCCAGCUCAGGGGUCCAACCCAGGGGCCACAGGGAACACAACUGGGGUCCCUGAAGGCCCCAUCAAAGGGGGGGCAGAAAGGUGAGGGCCACUUUGUAUCCGUGAGCCGCAGUGUGAUGGCCGUCAGCAGUCACCCCCUCAUCAGCCCAGGUAGACCACACUCAAAGCGCCCUGUUCAAGCGUAUGCACAAAUCCAGACGCACCAGUUUCUGCAGCAGCAAAAACAGCAGCAGUUUGUGUUCCAGCAACAGCGACACCAGACCCAGCAGCUUUCUCUGAGGGGCCAGGCCCCAGUGCUACAUACAGCCUCCAUCCACAGUCACUCUCAGGCCCAGAUGCUACAGGCCCUGGCUAUCCAGCCCCAGCCCAAGGAGGGCCCUGUCCCUGUACUGCCCAAACCAUUUAUUUCUGCCAAUGUUCCUAGCCAGCAGGCCACCAUCUUCCACUCCACUGUCAGUCCCCAGAUUCUUACCCACAACGGGCCAACCCCUGUGGUCACCCAGAUGCAGGCUGCUCCACUGCCCAACACCAAGCUAGUGCAGAUGGCUGCAGUCGACCUCCAGAUCCAGCCAACAGCUCUUACACCAGCCUCUCAGCUGGUUCAGGAUAGUGCUGGCAAGGAGCUGCCCACGUCUGAGGUAGUCACGGAGAACAGCUCCACUCCCCUCCUACAGCAGCCAACAGCCCCUCCUAUUCUUGAGGUCAUCACUAUUGAGCAAUGCCCAUCGGAUCCCAGCAACCCCACCACACCCACUGGAGCAGGUAAGGGAGAUGCUGAGUGGCUGAAUGCGCAACCAGGUGCAGGCUCACUUCCAGUCAUGACCUCAGGGAAUGGGAACAAUGCGCCCAUGGUGACAGGCAGUACCCCACAGAAUGGCGAGAGCAAACUGCCUCAAGCCAUAGUGAAACCCCAGAUCCUCACCCACUUUAUUGAAGGAUUUGUGAUCCAGGAGGGAGCAGAGCCUUUCCCUGUGGAACGUCCGUUGUCGUUGCUGAUCGAGAACCUGAAGAAACACAAACAGCAGACUCACUCUGACUCAGAGAAGACAACUACCUCCUCCAACAGCACCACUGACUCUGAGAUGGAGGACCUAUCACAGCAAGAGCUGAAGCAGCAAGAGGAGCCCACCCUGACGUGUGAGCUGUGUGGCAGAGUGGACUUUGCCUACAACUUCAAGAGAUCCAAGAGGUUCUGCUCCACAGUAUGUGCCAAACGGUACAAUGUGGGGUGUACAAAGCGAAUGGGCCUCUUUCCAAAUCGACAAACCACGAUGGAGAAACUGAAGAAGCAGAGAACAUCCGUUGGGAACCACCAGAACUCAAGCUCCGAGACCAAAAAACAGACUCCCACUACUGGGCAACAACCUGGGGGUGGAUCGGUGACAUCCAGCCACCCCUCUCACCCUGGUCACAGGGAGUUCAGCCAGUGUUUAGACAUGUCCAGCUACGAGGGUCCCCCUUCACCCCCACUGUCUGCUGCCAGCUCUAGUGCUCCCAGGUCCCAGGCGGGCAGAGGGGCUGAGCACACGGAGGGCUGUGGACAAGAGCUGCCCCUCUUCCAGCCCAGCGACCCGGCCAAGUGGAACGUGGAGGAGGUCUACGAGUUCAUCUGCUCCCUGCCAGGUUGCUUGGAGAUAGCCAAGGAGUUCCGCUCGCAGGAGAUCGACGGCCAGUCUUUGCUGCUGCUGAAAGAGGACCACCUCAUGGGCACCAUGAAUAUCAAACUGGGGCCUGCGCUCAAGCUCUUUGCCGAGAUCAGUAUGCUGAGAGACUCGUAACCCCUCCUCUCUGGAGCCACUCCACACUGCCGGAAAGUGUCCAGAACACCGUAUUUAUACGGUACUCUGACCAGGCUCAAGCCUACCGCUGUGGCAGGUUGGUCCCAUGGUGGUGGAGGAUGGACGAAGGGUGUCUCUCUGUUUCAUAGAAGCUGAUGGUCCGUAGCAUAUUGGCAACGCUAUCUGAGUUUAGAGCUUUGUCUCUUUGGACUCUCCUAUGCAAUGCAGGAACCGUUAGCUACUGAAUGAGUUGUACUGUGGAUGUUGUACUGUGCACAAGUAACUUACCCAGCUAGACUCAAAUGGACAUGGUGGUACUUAAGUUCAUAAACGCCGUUAUUAGUAGUUAGAGAUUCCUGGUACUUCUGUAUACUUUUUAGCCAGUAGUUCUGAAAGUAGCGCUCACGAGCCAAAAGUGGUCCCUGAAAAUUACGUACUACAUAUGUGCAGAUAUGUGCACCACGUCAUUGCUCUCGCUCUGCUGUGUGCGUCUUGCUAGCUGUCACUCAAAUAGUGAGGGGCUGAAGCACAUUGGUUGGAACUCGAAUUGUUAGGGGGCUGGCCCAUGUCGGGGAAAAUGUAUGGAAAAUGGCGCCGCACAGCUUCUAGUAAACAGCCUCUUUCAAACUAAGAUUUUGUGGCUAAUUGAGGUUAAGUAAUUCUGCUCAUAGAUUAUGCAAGCAUGAACUACACAUGUCACAUGCACCAAAUACAACAGGUGUGGACUUUACAGUGAAAUGCUUACUUAUGAGCCCAUUCCCAACAAUGCAGAGUUAAAAUACGAGGCAAAUAUUUGCUAAAUUAAAAGGAAAUGCACAUCCAGCCUGAAGUGGGAGGUUUAAAAAUAUAUGAACUCAGCAAAAAAAGAAACGUCUUCUCACUGUCAACUGCAUUUAUUUUCAACAAACUUAACGUGUAAAUAUUUGUAUGAACAUAAGAUUCAACAACUGAGACAAACUGAACAAGUUCUACAGAUGUGACUAACAAUG
Molecule: messenger RNA, 3714 nt
Organism: Salmo salar (Atlantic salmon)
Lineage: Eukaryota; Metazoa; Chordata; Actinopteri; Salmoniformes; Salmonidae
Product: polyhomeotic-like protein 2
Biological process (GO): negative regulation of DNA-templated transcription
Cellular component (GO): PRC1 complex; nucleus
Molecular function (GO): zinc ion binding; chromatin binding; histone binding
Source: RefSeq, a predicted model, not a curated record